ACGCGAUAUCGAUUCACCUCAUUGAAGACCAACUUAACUCGCCGGAACAUCCCUUCCUACCAUUUGUACACAUCUGGUGCUCGUGUUCCGGUACACGAAUGAGCCGGAGCGCCAGGCUGAACAACCUCCUUACGACAACAUGGCCUCACCUCCAGUACAUACAGACAAUGGUGCGGCGAGGACGAACCUGAAGCUUCUUAUGCGAGGUUCGAUUGUGCACCGAAUAUCUUGUCUUUGCACCUUCACAACUCGUUGCUAUGCCGUUCCUUAAUGGUACCAGGGGCCACUCGCAACUCCCUGCCGCUGCCUCAAAAGCGAGCAGCAGCAAUGGAUCGCAUGUCCACGGCAGCGGCGACAGCAGGUCAAGUUCCGGAAGCGCAAACUCAAUGGCCAACAGCGAUCCAAUUGCCGUCAUAGGCAUUUCGUUGAAGUUCCCUCAGUCAACAACAGAUGUAUCUUCUUUCUGGGACUUACUCAUCCGCGGUGGCUCUACACGUACCGAAGUGCCUCCAGAUCGAUACAACGGCGAAGCCUUCUACCGGCCCAAGGACAACGGCAACAAAACUGGGACGUCAAAAACGAAGCAUGGGCAUUUCAUUGCCGAGUCCCUUGACGCAUUUGAUGCACCAUUCUUCUCUAUCACGCCGCAUGAGGCUGAAUGUAUGGAUCCGCAGCAAAGAUGGCUACUAGAGUCGACCUAUCAUGCGAUAGAGAAUGCGGGUUUGUCGCUUGGAGCAAUAAAUAAGACCGACACCUGCGUCUAUGUGGGUUGCUUCAUGAAUGACCACGAGGCCAUGGUGUAUAAAGAUCUGGACAUCCCAAACUCAUACCAUGCUACUGCCAGUGCUAGCGCCAUUCUCGCCAAUCGCAUUAGCUGGUUCUACAAUCUGAGGGGCCCUAGCGUCUCAGUAAACACUGCCUGCUCAGGGAGUCUUGUAGCCCUUCAUCUAGCAUGUCAGAGCUUACGUUCCGGGGAAUCGGCUAUGGGCUUGGUUUGCGGGACCAACCUUCUCUUCUCCCCUGAGAGCACAGUAGGGCUGUCGAAUCUCAAUUUUCUUUCGCCGGACGGCCAAUGCUACUCCUUUGACGAACGCGCCAAUGGAUAUUCUCGCGGAGAGGGUAUCGCUACACUUGUAAUUAAGCCACUAUCCGCAGCUAUUCGAGAUCAUGACCCCAUCCGAGCUAUCAUCCGAGCCACUGGAGUAAACUCGGAUGGGCGAACUCCGGGCAUCAGCCAACCAAGCAGCGAAGCGCAAAUAUCUCUGAUGCGCGACACUUAUAGUCGCUUCGGACUCGAUCCAUCACUGACACGUUACUUUGAGGCACACGGGACAGGAACACAAGUUGGAGACCCAAUCGAGGCUGAAUCUAUCGCCGCCGUUUUCACUGAAAAUCAGAGAUCGGAUCACCUUAUGUACGUGGGAGCAGUAAAAUCCAAUAUAGGGCAUUUGGAAGGCGCCAGUGGUCUCGCAGGAGUAAUCAAAGCCAUUCUCGUUCUCGAACACGGAGCGAUCCCGCCCAACCACUUUCCAGCCAAAAUAAACCCAGCCAUUAAAGACGACUGGCGUCUGGUCUUCCCAACCCGACAAUUGCCGUGGCCCCAGGAAGGCCUCCGGCGCGCAUCCGUAAAUUCCUUCGGGUUCGGGGGAACAAACGCUCAUGUCGUUCUGGACGAUGCACGCAGCGCGGUUGAGCGAGGAGAGCUUCUUUCGACAAAGCAGACGUUCUCCAAGGGAAACGUCACAGUAUCGGCGCCUAAGCUCCUCGUUUGGUCCGCCUUUGAUGAAGCCGGGGUUCGAAGACAGCUUGAGGCGUACAAUGCGUAUUUUUCUAACCGAGCGAAUAGAGACAACAGCGACGAAGGUGCUUAUUUUGAUUCCUUGGUACACACGUUAUCCAACCGGCGAACUCACCAUCCCUGGCGGAGUUUCGCAAUCUGUGACGGAGCGCGGGCACUGUCCAAGCUUGAGUUCUCAUCACCCGUCAGGGUCAACCCCAAACUUCGGUUGUGCUUUGUUUUCACUGGGCAAGGAGCUCAGUGGCAAGCCAUGGGAGAGGAAUUACUCGCAUAUGAAGCGUUUCGGCAAAGUCUCGAAGACUCGGAUGCCAUUCUUCGCCAGAUUGGAUGUCAAUUUUCUGUCUUCGACAAACUGUACACGAAUCCUAGCUUGCGAAAAGAGGGCAAAGAGGGCAAAGGACCGGAUGUUGACCUUCCUGAGUUCUGCCAGCCUAUUUGCACCGCCUUGCAAAUUGCACUGGUAGAAUUGUUGUUGCACUGGCAGGUCAACCCCUAUGCCGUGAUCGGACACUCUUCAGGCGAGGUCGCCGCGGCUUUUGCUGCUGGUCUCAUAAGCAAGAGGUAUGCGCUGGAGUUGGCCCUCUUCCGCGGCGUUGCUGUGGCAGCGACUAUGCAGGCGAAUAAACGCCAGGGUGGGAUGAUGGCUGUACGUCUUACUCCGGACACAUGUGAGACCGUCUUGUCUAGGCAUCUCGGCGACAGAAGAGACGCAAUCCGGAUUGCAUGCUACAACAGCCCACAAAAUCUUACUCUUUCUGGCGAUAUUGAUGUCAUUGAGAAGGUUCAGCCCUUACUGGAAGCUGAGGGAAUCAUGGCACGCAGGUUGGCCGUCGGGGUCGCCUAUCACAAUUCAGUGCACAUGUCCGAUGCAGCGAAACUGUACCAAACGUUCAUACGAAAUUCACAUCCUGGGGACUUGGGCGAGGCCGUUCCGGUGUCUCCACGGUGCCUGUUCGUAUCCAGCCUUCGUGGAACCCUGUUUGAACCUGGCUCAGAUGCGUCUGAAGUUUCCUCCCACGCAUAUUGGAUCGAUAACCUUGUGUGUCCGGUGAGGUUUGCAGAUGGAGUCCAAACGCUCGCAGCUUCUUUGGACGUGCCACAUGCGAUGUUGGACGCUCACUUUUUAGAAGUUGGUCCCCAUUCCACGCUAAAGUCGGCGAUCAAGGAGUCUCUACCCAAAGGCUGGAGUGUGGAAAAGUGUUACACCUCCAUAUUGUAUAGGCAACAACCAGCUCUAUCCACAGCAUUGCCAGCAGCCGGACGACUGUUUUCACUAGGAUAUCCUAUCGAUCUGGAAAGAGUUAAUUCUCCCUCCUCCAAGCUGGGGUUGCCGAAACAAGUUUUGACUGAUCUCCCAUCCUACCAAUUCGACCGGUCACGGCCGUACUGGCUAGAAAGCCGGAUCAGUAAGAACUACAGAUUCCGCCGAUUUCCGCACAACGAUCUCCUUGGAACUCCAGUCUCCGACUGGAAUCCUCUCGAAGCUCAAUGGAAUCAUCGCAUCACCUUACAGGAUGCAGCAUUUGUUAAAGACCACCAGGUGUCUGGAACCCCGGUUUACCCAGCGGCUGGUAUGCUCAUUAUGGCUCUUGAGGCUGCGCAACAACUAGACCAGAACCAGAGAAGACCUAAAGGAUAUCGGUUCAAGGAAGUGAGAUUCACCAAGAGCAUUGUUGUGCCCAACGAUAAACAUGGAGUUGAAACGCAGUUUCGCCUACGCAAACAAGGGGAUGAAGGAGGUCAUAACGAGAGUGUGACCUGGUACGACUUUCGACUCCACGUAUAUGAUCAUGGAGCAUGGGUGCUGUGUUGCCAUGGGGCGGUCGCGGUCGAAUACCGGAGCACAGUCUCGGCUAAACCCUCUAAGCUCACCCAAGAGGAUGAGAUGGAUGCUGGCCCACGUCCCAUUCACGUCCCACAAAAGGCGUUCUACGCACAUCUCCAAGAUGCAGGUCUUCAAUACGGACCUUACUUUCAGGCCACCGAUGACCUGCACUAUGAACAAGGCACUCGGGGAUCAGGAGUCGUGGAUAUGGACAAAUGGACCAGUCUAAGUCAAGGAAUCCCUUCUCCUUGCUUAGUACAUCCUGCGUCAUUGGACUGCAUCUUCCAAAUGGGAUUUCUGGGAAUUGCGCAAGGGGCUAGCAAACAGAUUGACACGCUUGUUCCCACAGAAGUAAAGGAGCUCUGGAUAUCCGCCGAGAGGCAUGAAGCUAGAGAUUCAGAUACGACCGUUAGGGUGUUUGCGGAGUCUAUUCCCGAUGGUAGACGAGGACACAGAGUUGAUCUCACGGCACUUUACACAGACGACAACCGUCCAUUCUUGGUCGGUGAUAUUACCUUGACGUCUAUCGGGAGCGCUGCACCGUUGGCGAAGAGAACGGAGAAUGCCGUCUCACUGUAUCAAGUGCAGUGGAAACCCGAUAUUAAUCUGCUCCCUCGAAACUUCUUCGCACAUGCAAACAACCAACAACCGACAGCAAACGAAAAUGUUCGUCUCACGGAAUAUGUCUGCUAUAUUGGAAUCUCUGAGGUCCUUCAACAGAUCGGACACGAUGAGUCGAUCAUAGCGCAACUACCCCAGCAUUUGCAAAAGCAUCUACUGUGGAUGCGGCAUGAGGUUGAAAAGGUAAAUGCUUCUGCCUCAUGGCAAUCCUUCCUUCAGGAACAGGAAAGGAGUUGUGUUUCUAGAGAAUCCUUGUUCGAAAAGGUUCAGUCAUUUGGACCCGAGGGGAGGCUGAUAGUCAAGCUCGCCAAAGUUCUCGUGCCGAUAAUGAGAGGCAAAGAAGAUCCUCUGCAGGUCUUAUUCGAAGACAAGACACUCUCAGAUUACUACCGCCUCGAAAACCCACCUCCAGAGGUUUUGGCGGGUAUUCAGAAGUAUGUGGAGUGCCUGGUACAUCUGAAUCCGCACAUGAGAAUCCUCGAAAUCGGGGCUGGCACCGGAGGGAUGACUAGAGGGGUUCUGAAAAUCAUUGGAGGUCAGCCUGAGCGCGAAGAACUCCCUCAGUUCACGGAGUACAUGUUUACGGACGUUUCGCCCGCGUUCUUCGGCGCAGCGAAGAAGAACUUCGGGUUCGGCCGGGAUGGGUUCAGGUGCAAAGUUCUAGACAUUGAGAAGGAUCCCGAACAACAAGGAUUUGAGGUGGACUCCUACGAUCUGAUUAUUGCUAGUAACGUUCUUCACGCUACCCGCGACCUUUCCGUGACACUCAAAAAUGCGAGGAAGAUUCUGAAGUCCGGCGGUAAAAUGAUACUCGUAGAGGGCAUCAGUAGUAACUUGAUGCGUACUUCAUUUAUCUUCGGUCUCUUACAUGGAUGGUGGCUUUCGAGCGAAACAUUCCGAGAAUGGGGCCCGUUGGUCCCACUUUCGAGGUGGGAGUCGCUACUGCAACAAAGCCAUUUCACCGGUGCCGAUACUGUCAUCGACGGAAUCGAUGAGGCAUCGUGUUUGAGUAGUGCGAUAGUCACCACUGCCUCACCGUUGCAGUUAUGUAGCGAAGCUGUGCGUCAAGGCACCGGCCUGGUUGUUAUCCGUUCAGAGGAAUCCGCCUUGCAGAUGGCUAUCGCAACAAAGGUUGACGAAAUCGCACGGCCGUUCGGUAUUCGGGUCGAAAGUAUUGAUGCACAUUCAUGGAGGGAUCCGGGCAGUGGUUUCUGCAUAUUUCUACAGACGAUGGACCGAUUCUCGUUCCCCGCAAUGUCACAGAGAGAAGCUGCCGUGUUGAGGAACGUCUUCAAACCGGGACGAAGGUUGCUUUGGGUGACAUCAAUAUCCGACUCUGGCCUACAAGACAAUGAGCAAGACGCUGCCAUCGGCCUGGCCCGAUCAAUCCGAUCUGAGCUCGAGAGCAUAGAGCUUGUUACGCUGGGCUUACAGCGAGUGAAGGAGGCGGAUUGUGCCGCACGCAACAUAUGGUCGGUGCUUAAGCAGUAUUUCGGAGUCACUUCAGAUGCUCCUGCAACCAUACAGAAUGAGGAGAUCGUCGAAGUGGACGGUGUCCUCUGUAUCAGCCGAUUGUUGCAGGCAAGGAAACUUCAAACCGAGGUCCAGUCAGUGAAUCAUCGGAUGCAAAACGAACUCCAGCCUGAAAUUCUGCCUCCGUCUAGCGGCCUAGACGUUGAAAUCGACAUUAGAGCUAUUGGUCUCCACCCAAGCAGGGUCAUACCCACACUAUCCUCUUCCCUGCCCGCGACCCGCAGGAAUAUCUAUGCUGGCUACAUUAACAAGGUCGGAGAUGACGCAAAGACUCUCUUCAAAAUUGGGGACAAGGUGAUAGCCAUCUCAAGUCACAGCACGUUGAACUCUAAGGGUCAUUUUCCAACGUACCAAACUCACCAUCUUCCCGAGGGAAUCGACUUUGAAGUUGCAGCUGCAGGCCUUGACUACUUAGCUGUAGCCUACGAUGCACUUUGCAACUGGGCACACAUCCAAAAAGACACCUCGGUGCUUGUACUUGUCGAACCAGGACAGGCCAAGGAAGCCAUGAUUCAUCUAGCCUCCGUUAUGGGUGCAAAGGUUUUCAUCACUGCCGACCCACUAAGCUCGGACCGCUUCCCCUUUGCUCAUCAGCUGAAGGAUAAUGAAGAAGUCUCGUACCAGAUUAAGAAGUUGACCGGUGGCCGAGGCACUGAUGUUGUCAUUGGCAGUGACCAAUCACUUGAUACGUGCUGGGAAUGUGUCGCGCCAUAUGGUCAAAUCGUUCAGUUGAUCAGUAGUGGAUCCGAAAUACGUCGAACCAAAGGCAGAAAGAACGUUGCAUUCGUGACCCUGGAUCCCACGGAGCUGUUCGGCAACCAUGAUCGAGCCGCAGCGACGCUUUCCAAGGUGUCACAACUGAUAUCAGAGAAAACGAUACCAGCACAGUCAUCAGUACUAGUUGUCUCUCCAGCGAAACUGAAGGGUGGUUCCGCGACGGAGAUCCUUGAGCCAUCAGUCAGCAGAGUGGUGUUGUCAAUUACCCCAGGCGAUAACAUGGACGACCUGGUACCGUCCAGCACUAUACAGUUCUCCCCCAAUGCGACUUACGCUAUAACAGGAGGUCUAGGUGGGUUGGGUAAGAGCAUUGCUAAGUUUAUGGUAUCGCGUGGUGCAAGAAACCUUCUUCUACUUUCGCGGCAAGGGGGAGACGGUGAAACAGCCAAGCCAUUUGUGGACGCACUGAGAGCAUCUGGAGUCACUGUCUUCGCUCCGAAAUGUGACAUCGGAGACGAAAAGACCGUCAGCGAAGUCUUCCGAGAAGCUGAGAAGAACAUGCCGCCAAUCAAAGGUUGUAUCCAGGGAUCCAUGGUACUCAGAUCUGCCAUGUUCCAAAAUAUGACCCUCGAACAAUGGGUCGACACACUUAGACCAAAAGUCCAGGGCACCCUCAACGUCUACAAAUAUCUCCCAGAAGUGGACUUUCUGAUUUGUCUGUCUUCGGUCUGCGGCAUCAUCGGCGCGAGCGGACAGUCCAAUUACGCCUUCGGCUGCGCAUAUCAGGAUGCCUUGGCGCGGAGCAGAGCGGGUUCGAGGAAGAAUGUUAUCUCAAUCGACCUUGGAAUCGUGGAGGAUGUGGGAUACACAGCCGAGCACAAGGACGCGGACAGAUUCAUGCGCUCUCUAGGCAUGCAACCCAUCCCGGAGAGCUAUAUCCAUGCUCUACUAGCAUACUACGGCCAUCCAUCCAACAAGGUUCUGGACAGGAGCGAGGCCCAGAUCGUCGCCGGUAUCAUGAACCAGCAAGAAAUGCAGCGCAAAGGCAUUUCACGGCCCAAGUUUCUCGCUAGACCGUUAUUCAGACACCUGCAACAUGUUCCUCCUGCAGCGCCUAAAAACAAAACCCCGCAAACACAAAAAGUGGCAUCAACGGAACCCACCGCGAAGUCGGAGCCUUUAAAUGGCUCGGUGCGCAAUGAACGGACCGUUAUCAACGCAAUUUGUCAGAGACUGUCAGACGUGCUGGAGCUGACCGUAGAGGAUAUUGAUCCGGGAAAGCCUUUGCAUGCUUUCGGUGUGGAUUCCCUGGUAGCUAUUGAGAUUCGCACUUGGUUUGCGGAGGCGUUGCAGGCGGACGUUCCAGUGUUUGACAUUUUGAGUAACAUCAGUAUUGAGGCUCUGGCUAGCAAGAUCGUUGGGGAGACGAAGUGAGUUUUCAAAGUAUCUACCUGAAGGAAUGCGAUGUUGCAGGGUACUCCCAGUUCUCAAAGUGUAUGUACGGAACGGGAUGCCUUGAUCGAUUCUAUGAUGGCAUGAUUUUCUCACACUCAUUAGCCGUUCUGGGCUGUCCUUUGAGGAGAAAGAGAUUCGCUCUUCAGAUUCUCCCAACUGAGACUAUCUCUAUCUCGAAAGAAGGCAGCGGCGAUAUCCUCACACAUGCAUAAUAUAAGCCUUUUGGAAGUUGGAUAUUCCUGUGCAAGCCAGUAGGGCUUCGUGUUAUCCAAUAGACGGGGCAUGGAUGAAUUCAGGCUGAAGCUACACCUUUAACCUCACGCAUCUAUUUC
Westerdykella ornata is the source of this 8281-nucleotide messenger RNA. RefSeq lists its product as uncharacterized. Bases 258 to 7928 code for a protein of 2556 amino acids. Gene Ontology annotation, molecular function: phosphopantetheine binding; fatty acid synthase activity; oxidoreductase activity. Lineage: Eukaryota; Fungi; Ascomycota; Dothideomycetes; Pleosporales; Sporormiaceae. Gene Ontology annotation, biological process: fatty acid biosynthetic process; secondary metabolite biosynthetic process. The record is from RefSeq and is a predicted model, not a curated record. The transcript is spliced from 7 exons.